Messenger RNA from Penicillium argentinense, 654 nucleotides. RefSeq lists its product as uncharacterized. NCBI's taxonomy places the organism in Eukaryota, Fungi, Ascomycota, Eurotiomycetes, Eurotiales, Aspergillaceae. The record is from RefSeq and is a predicted model, not a curated record. The coding region runs from base 1 to 654 and encodes 217 amino acids. The transcript has a single exon.
AUGGAAGGUGAGUUUAAAUUGAGCUCGGCAGACUGUCAUCCCUCCCUGACAGUCGACGCGUCUCGGGAAUAUCCGAACGUGCAUACCUCGGGACCAGGCCAUACUCCAGACCAUGCACAGUACGAUGUCGAGUCUGCUGUCCCGGUCUUGCAGAGUUCCAUCAAUACUACCCCGGCAGAGACCCGAUUGCCGCCUCCCAUUCCAACCCUUACGCAACGCCAGAACCAACCUGACAAAAUGUCCAUUGCGUACAUCCUCACACCUACCGAUCUAGGAUCAUGGAGCGAUCGACCCACACUCGGCCUCAGAAACGACCGCUCCCCAUCGACCGGACCCAAAGUGGCCACGCCGCAAGCCCAAAUCGAUACCGCACCCUCGAGCCAUGCUUCCGAGGAUGUUCCGAUCAUGCCGAAUAGCUUUCCUUCGUCACUCAGAUUCCACUGGCAAGGGAAACUGUACCAUGUGUGCCGAGUUUGUCGUCGCGACUUCAGACACAAGAGGACUUUGGAUCGCCAUAUGAACGCAAAACACGGUAGGUUCAGACCCCUUCAUUACAAUCACAGCGAAAGUAUCUUCGAGAGUCUUGAUGAAGACCGGGUCCACGAGGCUAGCGCUGGUGAACAGACCACUGUCCCCGGAUCAGGCAGUCCCUGA